Molecule: messenger RNA, 5970 nt
Organism: Phaedon cochleariae (mustard beetle)
Lineage: Eukaryota; Metazoa; Arthropoda; Insecta; Coleoptera; Chrysomelidae
Source: the annotation of a GenBank genome assembly
AUCCGCUGCGACACCUGUGUUGCCUGCGUCUCAAUGUGCGCCCGGGCUAACACCUGUUACACAAUUUACUAUUUCCUUUCCAGAGACGAGCACAAUGUCCAGCUGCCGCCCUUCGGCCAGUACGGCACCGGCAUCUUCUUCCUCGACAAGCUGCACCACCAGGAGUCCGAGACGAAGUUUGCCGAGUUGGCCGAGGAGUUGGACAUCGCCGUGCUGGCAUGGCGGUCGGUGCCCACCAAUAACUCCUCCAUUGGAGCGGUCGCCAAGAACUCCGAGCCCUUCAUGAGACAGGUGUUUAUCGCUGUGAAGUCGCCCGUUCCCGAGGACCAGCUCGACCGGCUGUUCUUCAUCCUGCGCAAGCGCGCCAGUCACGUGAUCCCCGCGCCCGGCAAGCGGUUCUACGUCUGUUCGCUCAGCCGCAGGACGGUGGUGUACAAGGGCCAGCUGACCUCCGACCAGCUGUGGACGUACUUCCCCGAUCUGCAGGAUCCCAUGUACGACACUUAUUUGGCGCUGGUGCACACCAGGUUCUCCACGAACACGUUUCCCAGCUGGGAGAGGGCGCAUCCUUUGAGGAUGAUCGCGCACAACGGUGAGAUCAACACUCUGAGAGGCAAUGUGAACUUCAUGAAGGCCAGAGAGGGAGUGAUGAAGAACGAGGAAUUCGGCGACAAGCUCAAAUCCCUCUAUCCAGUGGUGGAACCAAAUCUGUCCGAUUCCGGAUCGGCCGAUUGCGUUUUGGAGUUCUUGGUGCAUGCCGGUAACAGGAAAUUACCGGAGGCUGUGAUGACUAUGGUUCCUGAGGCAUGGCAGAACGACCCUACGAUGUCGGAAGAGAAGCGGGACUACUACCAUUGGGCGGCCUGUAUCAUGGAGCCCUGGGACGGUCCCGCGCUCAUCUCCUUCACCGAUGGCAGACUGAUCGGCGCCAUCUUGGACAGGAACGGAUUGAGACCGUCCAGAUACUAUAUCACCAAAGAUAAUAUCAUGGUUAUGGCCAGUGAGGUUGGUGUAUAUGAUGUGGACCCUUCCGAAGUUGUGUUCAAGAGUCGCCUGAAACCGGGCAGGAUGUUGCUGGUCGACACUCAGGAGAAGACCGUCAUCCAGGACAUCACUUUGAAGCAGGAAAUCGCCAGAUCGAGACCUCAUACCGAAUGGCUCAAAGAGAAGAUUACUUUGGACGAACUCAGGAAAGCCCAUUUAGAUGCUGGUAGAACUGCGAAGCCCAAGUACGAGACUAGUGGUUUGGGUGAUAAAAGGUUGCCCCUCUAUGGUUACUCCACCGAAACCAUCCAUAUGUUGCUGUUGCCGAUGAUCAACAACAAGAAAGAAGCCCUCGGCAGUAUGGGCAACGACGUCCCGCUGGCUUGUCUCUCCAACUUCGCGCCGAUUCUCUACGAAUACUUCAAGCAGCUUUUCGCCCAAGUGACCAAUCCGCCGAUCGAUCCUUUCCGCGAAAAGGUGGUGAUGUCUUUGCAGUGCCCGAUCGGACCUGAAGAUAACAUACUGGAACCAUCACCGAAACAGGUUCACAGGGUGUGGUUGAAGAACCCAGUCAUAUCGAUCGCCGAUCUGGAAGUGCUGAAGCAGACGACCCAUCGCGAUUGGUCGACGCACGUCAUCGAUAUCAGUUUUCCCGCUUCGGAAGGCGUGACAGGCUUCCUGAAAAAGUUGCAGGACAUCUGCGAGGAAGCUGACGCGGCUUCCAAAAAACACCAACUCAUCGUCCUGUCAGACAGGUUGGCUGGCAAGGAUAGAGUACCUAUCAGCAGUUUGUUGGCAUUGGGCGCAACUCACCACCACCUCAUCGAGACCCGCUCCCGCAUGAAGGUGUCCUUGGUGGUGGAGUCGGCAGAGGCGCGCGAGGUCCACCACGUCUGCGUGCUGCUCGGCUACGGCGCCGACGUCGUCUGUCCCUAUUUGGCGCUCGAGCUGGCGUCGAGUCUGCGCGACCAGGGCGUCUUGGAUACUGCUCUUACUGACGAGGCUAUCUUCCAGAACUACGCGCAGGCCAUGUCGACCGGCAUCAGCAAGGUGAUGGCCAAGAUGGGCAUCUCCACCCUACAGUCCUACAAGGGCGCCCAGAUAUUCGAGGCGGUCGGCCUGGCCGAAGACGUCAUCGAAAAGGCGUUCAAGGGCACGCCCUCCAGACUAGGAGGUGUCACCUUGGAGAUGCUGGCCGUCGAGGCGUUCGAGAGGCACGACAACGCCUACAAGCAGAGCCCCGACGCCCUGAUUCUCAGAGACGCCGGUAAUUAUCAUUGGAGAGCUGGUGGGGAGAAACAUCUGAACGAGCCGGCUAGCAUCGCUGCGCUACAGGAAUCCGCUGUCAAUAAGAACAAGUCGGCGUACGCGAGGUUCAAGGAAUCCAAUAUGGAAUCGGUGAGGAAUUCGAUGUUGCGUGGUCGACUGGAAUUGCGCACGUUGGAUCAGCCGUUGUCCUUGGACGAGAUCGAACCGGCGUCCGAGAUCGUCAAGAGGUUCGCCACGGGCGCCAUGAGUUUCGGAUCCAUCAGUUUGGAGGCGCAUCAGACGCUGGCAGUGGCCAUGAAUAAAGUUGGAGGUAAGAGUAAUACUGGUGAAGGAGGUGAAGACCCAGAGAGAUAUCUGGACAAAGAGAAGAGAUCCGCGAUCAAGCAAGUGGCUUCUGGACGGUUCGGAGUUACUUCUUCGUAUUUGGCGCACGCAGAUGACUUGCAAAUCAAGAUGGCUCAGGGUGCCAAGCCUGGUGAAGGUGGCGAACUACCAGGCUACAAGGUGUCUCCCGAGAUAGCGAAGACCCGCCACUCGGUGGCGAAUGUCGGCCUCAUCUCGCCGCCCCCCCACCACGACAUCUACUCCAUCGAGGACCUCGCCGAGCUCAUCUACGACCUCAAGUGCGCCAACCCCGAGGCCAGGGUGUCCGUCAAGCUGGUGUCGGAGGUGGGCGUGGGCGUUGUGGCCUCGGGCGUGGCCAAGGGCAAGGCGGAGCAUAUAGUCGUCAGCGGACACGACGGAGGCACGGGGGCGAGUUCUUGGACGGGGAUCAAGAGUGCCGGGCUGCCAUGGGAGCUGGGGAUCGCAGAAACGCACCAGGUGCUGGUGUUGAACAACUUGCGUUCGAGGAUUGUGCUACAAGCUGACGGAAACAUAAGGACCGGUUUCGAUGUGGUGGUGGCAGCCCUUCUGGGCGCCGACGAGGUGGGCUUCAGCACCGCCCCGCUCAUCGUCAUGGGCUGCACGAUGAUGCGCAAAUGUCAUUUGAACACUUGCCCUGUGGGCAUCGCCACCCAGGAUCCGGUGCUGAGGAAGAAGUUCACCGGACAGCCGGAGCACGUGGUCAACUAUCUGUUCAUGCUCGCAGAGGAGGUCAGAGAGAAUAUGGCGAAUCUUGGGGUUCGCACUUACCAAGAACUGAUCGGCCGCACCGAUCUCCUGCGAGCCAUCGACACUGGUUCCCACAAAGCCACUCUGCUCAACCUCAACCUCAUCCUGCAAAACGCCCUUCACAUGAGGCCGGGCGUCAACAUCAAAGGCGGCUCCGAAUCGCAGGACUUCCAGCUGGAACAGCGCCUGGAGCACCGGCUCAUCGAGCAGGCGUGGCCUGUCAUCGAGGGACUGGAGAAGUCGAUAAAUGUCGAGAUGAAGAUCCGGAAUGAGGAUAGGGCGUUCGGGUCCACUUUGAGCUAUCACAUCUCUCGUAAAUAUAACGAAGAUGGUCUACCUGAAGGAAGUUCCAUAAACAUCAAACUCACUGGAUCAGCUGGCCAGAGUUUCUGCGCCUUUUCCGCCAAAGGUGUGCAUGUCACUCUAGAAGGAGAUGCCAAUGACUAUGUUGGCAAAGGCCUGUCGGGCGGCACGAUCGUCAUCUACCCCCCGAAGACCUCCCCGUUCGAAUCGCACCUGAACGUGAUAGCGGGCAACGUGUGUCUGUACGGGGCCACCCUGGGCAGGGCGUACAUGCGCGGCAUCGCCUCGGAGCGCUUCGCCGUCCGGAACUCGGGGGCAGUGGCGGUGGUAGAAGGGGUGGGGGACCAUGGGUGCGAGUACAUGACCGGAGGAGUGGUGCUCAUCUUAGGUUUGACAGGCAGAAAUUUCGCUGCCGGCAUGUCGGGCGGCAUCGCCUACGUGUGGGACGUCGACGGCAAAUUCUCCACCAGGUGCAACAUGGAGAUGGUCGAGCUGUGCAAGCUGGAAGACAGAGACGACCUCCAACUGGUGAAAACCCUGCUGGAAGAGUUCAUCGAGCUCACCGGUAGUCUCGUGGCCGCGAAACUCCUUGAGGAGUUCGAGCAGCGGAGAAAGGAGUUCGUGAAGGUUUUCCCGUACGAGUACCAGAAGGCGCUGAGGCAGAAGGGCGUCGGGACGCCGGUGAAUCAGGCGGUGAACGGAGAGCCGAAGAUUCAGGAUCUUGAAGAUAUAGUUGGGGAUUUGACGGUGGAGCAGAAGAAAGCCGAGAGGGCGUUGGACAAGACCAGAGGUUUCAUGAAGUACCCGAGAGAAACGGCCCCCUACCGGCCGGCAGAGAAACGCCUCAAGGACUGGGACGAGAUCUACAAUUUCACGCACGUGCGCAAAGGGCUGCGCGUGCAGGCCGCCCGCUGCAUGGAGUGCGGCGUGCCCUUCUGUCAGUCCAACUCGCACGGCUGCCCUUUGGGCAACAUCAUCCCCAAGUGGAAUCUUUUGGUCUUCCAGAACCAGUGGCGCCAAGCCCUCAACCACCUGUUGCAAACAAACAACUUCCCCGAGUUCACUGGUCGCGUGUGCCCCGCCCCUUGCGAGGCCGCCUGCGUGCUGGGCAUCUCGGAGCCGAGCGUCACCAUCAAGAACAUAGAGUGCGCGAUCAUCGACCACGCGUUCGAGAACGGGUGGAUCGUGCCGCAAGUGCCCUCGGUGCGCACGGGGAAAAGGGUGGCGAUCGUCGGGUCGGGGCCGGCGGGACUCGCUUGCGCCCAUCAGCUCAACAAGGCGGGACAUUCGGUGACGGUAUUCGAGAGAAACGACAGAGUGGGCGGGCUGCUGCAGUACGGCAUCCCCACCAUGAAGCUGAGCAAGGCGGUGGUGCAGCGCCGCGUGGACCUGUUGUCCGCCGAGGGCAUCUCGUUCAAGACCAACGUCAACGUGGGCAAAGACAUUUCCGCCAAGGAGCUGAGCGAGGAGUACGACGGGCUCGUGCUGACCACGGGCGCCACCUGGCCCAGGGAUUUGCCACUGCCAGGUCGUCAGCUGGGCGGCAUCCACUUCGCCAUGGAGUUCCUCGAGAGCUGGCAGAAGAAGCAAAUGGGCGGCCCGCCAGCGGAGGGCGGCACCGCGGGCGGCCUGCACGCCAAGGACAAGCACGUGGUGAUCAUCGGGGGCGGCGACACGGGCUGCGACUGCAUCGCGACCUCGCUCAGGCACGGGGCGGCCAGCAUCACCACCUUCGAGAUCCUGCCCGAGCCGGGGCCGAAACGGUCCAAUGAUAAUCCGUGGCCGCAAUGGCCUAGGGUGUUCCGGGUGGAUUACGGACACGAGGAGGUGAAAGUGCGCUUGGGCUCCGACCCGCGCGUCUUCAGCGUCAUGACGCAGGAGUUCAUCGACGACGGCGCCGGUCGCGUCGCCGGCGUCCGGACGGUGGACGUCGAAUGGCAGAAGGACGACAGCGGCAGGUGGCAGAUGGCGCAGGUAGCCGGCACUGAGAGGACGUUCAAGGCCGAUCUGGUGCUGCUCGCGAUGGGCUUCUUGGGGCCUGAAAGGGCCAUCGGGGACCAGCUCGAGUUGAAGUUGGACGCCCGGAGUAAUUUCGACGCCAAGGAGUAUCGGACCAACGUGGAUAACGUGUUUGCGGCCGGAGAUUGCCGCCGAGGGCAGUCGCUGGUGGUGUGGGCCAUCUCCGAGGGCAGGCAAGCGGCCAGGGCGGUGGACGAGUACCUGCAGAAGGGCAGGUCUACCCUGCCAGGGCCGGGCGGCAUCAUCCAGCCCGCCCUGCAGGCAGUGCCCUGCCCGGUCUAA